Molecule: messenger RNA, 1392 nt
Organism: Cicer arietinum (chickpea)
Lineage: Eukaryota; Viridiplantae; Streptophyta; Magnoliopsida; Fabales; Fabaceae
Source: RefSeq, a predicted model, not a curated record
AUAAUCAACUUGUACAAAAAAAAAAACGAAAAUAAUGUGAAAUAGUUAUUUUUUAAAUAAAAUAAACCGUAAAAAAAAAAAAAAGAAAGAGGAGGAAAACAAAGAUCAGACGAUGACGGCGGAAUCGGGUGGGUCGAAGUUCGGUCUUCCCGAAGAUGUCAUCCAAGUGCUACCGUCAGAUCCGUUCGAGCAACUCGAUUUAGCACGCAAGAUCACCUCAAUUGCUUUAAUGACACGUGUAAACGCCCUUGAAUUAGAGUCGUCGGAACUUCGCGCCAAGAUCGCCAAGAAAGAUAGACUCAUCGAAGAACUUCAGUCUCAGCUUGAAUCCCUCGAUACCUCCCUCUCCGUAACCGCCGAUAACCUCGUCCGCGCCGAACAAUUUAAGGAGAGCUUGCUUAAGGAGAAUGCUUCACUUUCCAACACCGUCAGAAAGCUCAAUCGAGAUGUCUCCAAGUUGGAGGUUUUCAGAAGGACGCUUAUGCAAUCACUUCAGGAGGAUAGUGAUAAUUAUGGAGAAGCUCCAGACAUUGUUGCUAAAAUACAGAGUCAAACGAGUAUGAGUUCUUCGUCUCAAUCUGGAGAUAACGACGCUUCAUUGCCACCGUCUAUAUCUUCUUCAAUGCCCCGUGUUUCUGUUUCUGUCUCUGAUAGUGGAAAUUCUUUUGCCGAGGAUCAAGAAUCCGAUGCCAUAAGAGCUAGAGUGCCGUAUAAUAUACUCAUAGCAUCGCAAAGUACCACACCUCGGAUUACCCCCCCUGGUUCCCCUCCUAGUCUUUCUGCAUCAGUAUCUCCAACGAGAACAUCUAGACCCAUGUCUCCAAGGCGACAUUCCAUUUCCUUUUCAACCUCAAGAGGCAUGCAUGAUGAUAGGUCUUCCGUGUUUUCCUCGAUGACCUUAGGCCACGGUUCAAUAUCAAGUUCUGACCCAGUAACAGGAUCACAAGCUGGACGAGCACGAGUGGAUGGGAAGGAGUUCUUUCGCCAAGUCAGGAACCGCUUGUCUUACGAGCAAUUUGGUGCAUUCUUGGCAAAUGUUAAGGAGCUAAAUUCCCAUAAACAAACAAAAGAGGUGACUCUACAUAAAGCAGAUGAAAUUUUUGGGCCUGAAAACAAGGACUUGUACACUAUAUUUGAGGGAUUGAUCACACGCAAUGUCCAUUGACGUUGUGCUCCAACUCCUUGUAGCAACACCAUUUUUUCUUCAUUGUAUAUUAACAUGUUUAUUAACGUGUAAUAAAUUUUUUUUUAGCAAGAAAGCCUGUAAAAUUUGAAUCAACCGAAUGACAUUUCAUGACAGAGUUGCAUACUCCAUUUAUUAGUUCAUCCUAUGCUAUUUAAUGCGAGUCACUAGUAAUACUAGUACUUGAUUUUAAUGGUUGAGAUGAGUUU